AUGAAGUACCCAAAAAUAUUACCUGAGGUUGAAUUUAACAUUUCAUCAACUGGGAUUACAAUUUCCAGUGUCCGUUAUACAACAUCCCGUUUUCUUCCCUAUGACCAAGGAGGGAAGUGCCGUAAGUGUAAGAGCACAGAAGUUGAACUAGAUUUUAUAAUAGUAAAGGAAGGGGUUGUAGUCUAUUGCAGCAGGUUUGAGGGAAGCCGAUUUGUUCCUUUUGAUUUAUUAUAUGAUUUGCCAGGGCAUUGCUUUUUCAAAGUAAAGAAUAAAGGUCGAGUUUUUAAUGUACCAUACAAUGCUUCUACAGAUAUUCCCAAAACUGAACCAAUUGAACCACAAAUUCUCCCCACAAUUCCUGAAGAAGUGACACAGACACCCCAACCCUUGGAUACACUUCCUUCAAAAGAAGAGCUGGAUGAUUUCUUUCAGAGUUUAGAUGCAACGGUGACAGGAAUACCAACCGAUUAA
This is a messenger RNA of Meloidogyne enterolobii, 471 nucleotides long. The record is from the annotation of a GenBank genome assembly. Lineage: Eukaryota; Metazoa; Nematoda; Chromadorea; Rhabditida; Meloidogynidae.